Didymodactylos carnosus is the source of this 2496-nucleotide messenger RNA. NCBI's taxonomy places the organism in Eukaryota, Metazoa, Rotifera, Eurotatoria, Philodinida, Philodinidae. The record is from the annotation of a GenBank genome assembly.
AUGGCAAAUAUCGAAGGUCCAAAAUCUUUAAUGGAUGAAAUGAUUCAUGAGAAUAGAAAUUUUGGUGGCGGUGGUAGCGAGGGACGCCCAUCAAGAUUUGGAACGAAUGACGAUACAUCGUCACGAGGUAAUUCAAGAGGUCGUGGCUCAUAUAAUGGAUCAAGAGGAGGACGUUUUGGUGGACGUGGAAAUUUUCAACCACGUGGUGGCGGGGGAUAUCAACAUGAUCGAUUGUAUCGUGGCAAUAACAAUAACAAUAAUGAUAUCGCUAGCGAAGAGAAUUUAACAAGUGUCGAUAAUGGUCGAAAAAUGAGUGCAGGAAAUUCUGUACCGCCGUCACUUUUGGGUUUGAAUUUUGCACCACGUCAUUCCUCCAAUUAUUCAAAUGAUCCAAACAGUUUUCAGAAUAAGAAUAAUACGUUUCCUGAUAGAGGAGGACGAUCGCGAUUUUCUAAUCCUCGAGGUGGUUUUGGUGGUGACAUAAAUCGAUUUCCUGCUAGACAAACAUCAUUUGAUGAUAAUAAACAACAACAAUUUAAUGACAAUUUCCGACAACAACAACACCCAUUGUUGGAUGACGAUAAUAAUAUGCAUAAAUCACAGAAACUAGUACCACAAGAUAAAAAACAAAUAUCACAAAACCCUCUACAACCAACGCCAUCAAGAGGAAAUAAUGAUCGAUUAAAUAUGGGUAAAAUGAUUAAAACAUAUACGCCAGAUCAUCAGCAACAUUAUCAAACUGAUAAUCGACGUCACGAUAGGCGACAAGAGAAUAGUAGAAAAGAAUAUGAUCGUUCAUCAAGAGAUCGUAAUAGCCGCACAGAUCGUUCGAGAUCUCCACCCACGAGAAAUGAUCGGAAUGAUCGCCAAUUUGGUAUGAGAGGUGGUCGAGGUGGUGCCGGGAGAGGUAAUCGAGGAGGUUUUAUGAAUAAGAGAGAAGAAGAACGUAGUAACGACAACAAUGGAAGAGGGCAUAAAUCUAGAUUUGGAUCAGAUGACCAUGGCUUUAAAGGACCCGAUUAUGAUCAUCGAAGCAGUAGUCAACAUGAUAAUCGCGAACAUGGAGAAAACGACGGUCGGGGACCGCAUUUUCCUGGUGCCGGCUAUCGAAAUAGUUCUGAAAAUCGUUCAAAUCCACAAUAUGGGAACAUGCAACAGCGACAACAUCCCUCAAAUUUUCCUUCGCAAAGUCGUCCAGAUUAUAAUAGUAUGCAACAAAAUUAUCAUCAACAAGGUGGCAUGGGAAAUGAACAGCGAUCAAAUGAUCGAUUAAAUCGUUCAAAUAAUCCACAAGGAUCUAAUACAAAUUCAGGGCGUCGUCAAAGUCGAUUUACUGACCGUCAAACAGAAGAUUAUGAUGAUGACAAUAAACCAUUACGUAAGCCAGAGUUUCAAUUACCUGUUGCAACUACAACCACUCCAUUAUAUCUGCCGAAUCAGUCGACGAAUACUGCAACAUAUAGUCAUGCACGUCCAGCACCCAACCAAUCUUUUCCUCAACAACAACAACAACAACAACAGCAACAACAAUUACCGCUGAUGCAAUCUCAAAUCAAUCCGCAAUUUCAAACCACAUCCCCAAACUUUACCCAACAGUCAACACAAAAUCAAUCAAAUAUAUCUUCUUAUCAACAAGCGUCACAACCGCAGCAACAAUUCGGUGGAGUCCAAGGUUAUAAUUGGCCAUCAGGUACUUCCCUGUUGUCAACUCCAACUCAACCAAAUCAAGUAGCAUCACACUCAAUGAUUGCAAUGCAACAGCCUAAUCCGUACGGUCAACAACAACAGCUACAGUCUGUAAAUCCUUUUGGGCAAUAUGGUAUAACUUCUAAUCUCCAACAAACACCUAUCUCAACUCCAAUCGCUGCAUCCCAACCAUAUCAAAAUCAACAAACACCACAAGCAGGUCAACAAGCAAUAUCGACAAUGGGUGGAACGACAGCACCAGCUAUGGAUGGAGUACAACAGCAGCAAUGGGCACAAUAUUGUCAACAAUACUGGAAUUACGUUCAGCAACAGCAAGCUGCGUUAGGCACAGCACCGGUUCCCCCUCCUGAGCAAGCAGUUGCUCUUCAGCAGCAGUCACAAGCAACAGGUCACAAUUAUUCGUCUUUAUCUGCGCAACAACAGCCACAAUCAACAUCUUUGCCAGCGGUUAAACAAACAUCCAUCGCCAUGGCACCCACCGUUGCUUCCCAAGAUACUUCAGUAACAUCGGGGUCAACAAAUGUCGAAAACCCAUGGAGUCAGUAUUUACACCAGCAAUGGAGUCAAUUUUACAUGCAACAACCUAAUGCCUCUACGUCAACAGCUGCAUCAUCUCAACCAGCCGGUGAUAGUUCAAACACUACUGUUCAACAACAGGCAUCUUUGUCACAGACACCAUCAACAGCAUCUGCCAUUCCCAAUUAUUUAUCGCAAUUAAAUCAGCAACAACAACCACAACAACAGGGUGGGAAUAGCAAUGCAUGGGAAAAUUGGUUUAAUCAAGCAUAA